This is a messenger RNA of Cygnus olor (mute swan), 7530 nucleotides long. RefSeq names its product family with sequence similarity 222 member B (gene FAM222B). Bases 203 to 1870 code for a protein of 555 amino acids. The record is from RefSeq and is a predicted model, not a curated record. NCBI's taxonomy places the organism in Eukaryota, Metazoa, Chordata, Aves, Anseriformes, Anatidae. The transcript is spliced from 3 exons.
UUUCCCUGAAUAUUGCGUACUUACAGUCAUGAAGAAAUCUCAUCUGUGGACAGCAAGCAACUUCUCAGUCGCUAAAGUUCCUCUAAGUCGUGGAUGUGGUGGGUGUUCGUGUCAGAACACCUCGGGGAAGGCUGAGAACUCCACCUGCUGCAGAGCUGUGCAGAGGAGUGAAUGCCCCAUGUUGUGUUAGUGCCUGUCUGCCAUGCUGGCCUGUCUGCCAGGACCAGGUGACCUCUCCUUUCAGCUUCUUUCUUACACGCAGAUGAACACUGGACUUCAGAAAUGGGACACUACACAGAAAAUGAGAUCUGCACAGUAUCCUACCCCAGCAGAAUUGGAUGCCUAUGCUAAGAAGGUCGCCAACAAUCCACUGACUAUAAAGAUUUUUCCAAACAGUGUCAAGGUUCCCCAGAGGAAACACAUACGCCGUACUGUGAACGGACUUGAUACUUCGGGCCAGAGGUACAGUCCUUACCCGUCUCAGGCCACCACGAAAACGGGCCUCCUGGCCAUAGUCAAAUCUCCAGCGAAAGGAAUUAUCAAGGACUUUGACGGGACACGCACACGUCUGCUGCCGGAAGCGAUGAUGAAUCCCCCUUCCACCCCCUACGUUGCACCUAGCACUUUAACCCACCCCCAGGCGCUUGCUCGCCAGCAGGCUCUCCAGCAUGCACAGACUUUGCCGCACCCCCAGAGCAUCCCGCAGCCACAGACUUUGCAGCACCCUCAGGGUAUACCACAGCCACAAAGCUUACCGCACCCUCAGGGGAUACCGCAGCCGCAGGCGCUGCCGCACCCUCAGAAUAUGCAGCAGCCGCAGGGCUUGCAGCAUCCUCAGCCCAUGGCACACCAGACUCUGCAGCACCCCCCGAACCCUUUGCUGCAGCCGGGUUUACAUGGAAGCAGAAAGAUGCCGGAUGCAGACGCGCCGCCGAAUGUGACCGUGUCUACCUCAACCAUUCCCCUCUCUAUGGCUGCCACCCUGCAGCAGAACCAGCCACCGGACCUGAGCAGCAUCGUGCACCAGAUCAACCAGUUCUGCCAGGCCAGAGCUGGCAUUAGCACUACCUCAGUCUGUGAGGGACAGAUCGCCAACCCCAGCCCCAUAAGUCGCAACCUGCUUAUCAAUGCAAGUACCAGGGUAUCUACUCACAAUGUCCCUACGCCCAUGCCUUCCUGUGUAGUAAACCCUGUAGACCAUGCUGCUGCUGCUAUUCCUUCUGCCUCCGUUAACGUGCCCAUGGUGAAUAUUAACAGGGUGCCGCCUGCGUACCAGAACGAAAUCAAAUCGGUCGCGUGGAACCAGCACCAGCUUGCACAUCUGCAGCAAAUGUGCGGGGACGCUGCUGGGCCCGCUGGACUCGCGGGGAAGCACCCUCAGAGAGAGAUGGCGGGGCAGAGCUUCCCCGGCAAAACGUCCAGCUACCCUCAAGAACUGUGCAUGGGCCAGUCGUUCAGCUUGAAGCCCCCCCUCGAGAAGCCCACGCCCUCUCCGCCUGUGAACGGCCUGCAGGGACCCUUGCCGUACACCAACGGGCACUAUUUCCAGCCCAUGUGGAACAACAUCCUGCCCACGCCCAACAGCGACAGCUCCGGGUCCCAGGACCUCGCCAUGCCUUUCCACGGGGGACAGCCGGCAGGAGCGCCGCUAGAUUGUGCGGGAGGAACUCAUUACAGAGCUGGAGCUGGUCCAUCCAGCCAGAAUAAUGUGAUGCAGACCAUGGAUUACCUAAGCGGGGACUUCCAGCAGUCUUGCUUCAGAGAUCAGAGCAUGGCCGUGCUGGGAAAAGUCCAUCGGCCCCCCAUGAACCGAGCACCUGAACCAACCGAUAGUCGAAAUCUUCAUAUUCAACACCCAGGGUAUAGAUAGGCUGCAGUCACUUUCACAGACAGAAUUAGAGGUUUAGUCUUAAUUUUAAUUAAUAAGCAAGGCAUUUUUAACUUGCAAACUUGUGUGAUCAUUAUAGUAACCGUUGGAAGAAGACAUACUGUAUAUUUAAAAGCUUUGCUUACAUGUUAUCUCUCUCUCCUUUAUGCAUCAAAUAUUUAACAUGCCUUUUGUUUCAAAGAAUUUCAUUACACUACUUCACGCCACAGCUGUUUCCUCACCGCAGAAUCCCCUUUGUGCUGCUUUUGCCUUCUGCUUAGUAACUACGUGCUGGACUGAUGUUGAGUUGCUGCAGGGUUUCACAGUUGCAUCUGUUCGCCAGCUCCUUGAAGAGCCAGGUAGUGUAGCCGCUUAAAUUUCCAUCUCAAUUUCCUCUGAAGAUUAAGAGCAACAGAAUUUGUCAGGAAGCAGGGCUUAUUUUCAGCUCGAAAGCCCAUUUCAUUAAUGCAUUAAACAUUGACCAUUUGCACUGUCUAGAGGCCUAUUUAAUUGAAAAAGAAGCCUACGUUUGAAAAGAGCUAGCUAGGGGUACGUAUUUAGGCAUUAAUAUAGGAAGAAGCUUUCCAGCCGUUUCUUGCGGAGAUGCCGGCAUUUAUCGUUUAGACUUUAUCCAAAGUCAAAAGUCUCCGACAGAUUUUUUUUUUUUCCGACACUUUUUUUUUUGUGGACAGGGUGUGGGGAGGGGGAUUGGCGGUUUUAGGGCCCAGGCAGCCUGGCUGCCGUCUGUAGCUGCCUUUUUCUGCAUCACAUUUCCCUUCCCCGCUCCUCUUUCGCCAGCUAACGUCGUCUGAACCCCUCGCUGCUAGGAGUCUGGCUGUCCCCAGGCGAUGGGCUGCGCUGCGGCUCGCCUCGGGGAAUCCAGACCCACUGACAACCCCAAAAAGGGUUCAGCCGCUUUCUCCGGUAGCUAGAAUGAAUUUCAGGGCGAGGAGACGUAACUCCAGCUCGUCUCCGGUGCGAUGAACGGAGGCGCGGAGCCACGUUCUCAAUGUUCUCACAUUCCAGCAGCGGUUCUGGUGGAACGGGAGGCGGUGGAUCCGAAGCGAAGCUCCGGCCACGAGACACCGGGGGACUUUAGAGUCCCGUAUCCUACAGCAAAACGCCCCAGCUGAUUUAAUGGAACGAUUCUCCUCUCUGGGAAUUAGCGGAGCUAUUAAUAACAUACCUUCUUCCCGGAGUCUCGGUGCCUAACUACUUCUGUUCCUUCCCCAAGUCACUCGCAGCAGCUAGUCGAGUCAGUGACCGGUAGGACACUAACUAUUGGUAACCUCAGCGUCUUGUUCUCUUCCGUGUCUUGAAACAUAACCUUUCCUUUUUGAGAGCCGAAUUUGUUGUAAGUAGAAAAUUCCUCAUCUCUGUCAACGAGGCUAAUACUUGAACAUAAUGAUCACAAUCAAGUUUGGAAAUUAAAAAAAAUAAAUAAAUAAAUGCAUUGAUUCUUUAUAUGUACACUGGCUAAAAAAAAAGAAAAAAACUAUUGCUCUACACUGUAACUUUUAAGUGUAAUAUUUCUGUAUGAAUGUCGCCUGGUAGUGUGGGUUUGAGUAGCAUUGUGUAUGGGUGAACCCACUGGCCUCUGCCAUCCACUGGCCUCCCUCACAGCCCUUUGAAAAACAAAGCCUUAAGUAUUUGCUCCUUGAACUUUCCUUAACGAGCAUGGUUUAAAAUCUUAAGACAUCAUACAAAAAUUAAAAAAAAAAAAAACACAAAAAAAAAAACUUACAAGUUUUGAAGUGACGUCAUAGUUGGCUAGAGAUUCUUAAAGUUUUUUCGUAAAUGGAAAAAUUAGAAAACAUUUAUUUGUAUUUUUUUAAUUUAGAUGUGUAGUCCUGGGCUGUAACAAAUAUUUAGGUUUCAAAGCUUAGCAGAGUACGUUUUCUGACUCCUUGCGUAAGUUAGUACACUUAUGUCAUUAUUUAAAUUCCUUUAAGUGUACUAUAAGCCGUUCUUUAGUGAUAACUCUUUAGCAAAGUUAAGCAAUUUGACUAAAGACGGAUUAAAUUAUGUGUUGGCUUGUGUUGCCUUAUAUUUAAAAAGGAAAAAUUGCCUGAUUGUGUUAUGCCAAAUGAUAGCAACAUGAAGUCCUAAUUUAUUGUUUAUAAUCGUAUUCCUGCAGUCUUUGUGAAAACUGGUAAAUAUACAUCUAUGAAAGAACUAAAAUCCUGAGGCUUUUCAUGCAAUAUUUUUCUGAAUACAUUAUAUUGGAAGCCGAGGUUCGAGUCUGAAGCUGCUUCCCUUACAGUCUCCCUGUCGUCUCCCCUCUCCCGCUCCCCCAAAUCGAUCUAGGGCUGUGCUAUGACUUUAACAUUUCCUGCUAAGUUAGUUACUGUAAGGUGUUCUGCUACCUGAAUACGUACCUUUUUACUAAAUAAAAUAUUGGCAUCUCCUCUCUUCGUUAGCCUGCUACAAAUCUGACCCCAGACUCUUAUUUAAAACUAUUUUUUUUCCUUCCUGCUCUUCUCCUAAGAGAGGGCCUUGAGCAGAGCCCCGUGUCGUGGUCUUUGCUGAAGUGGUUUUGAUGCCUGGUGUUAAAUGUGGCUGUUAGCGAUGGAUGUACGCUGGGAACCGCCGUGACUUGCUCUGCGGAGAGCCACGACCUCUGAGACUUUGCCCUGGCGCAGCAGGACUGGGAAGCAAAAAUAUUCCCAAGCCUCAUCCAGGUGGGACGUUGCCAGGUGCCUGCUUGAAAAAAUAGGCAUCGCUCUCCUAUGAAAACAUACUACAACACUUCCUUUUUUUUUGUUCUAGGAGCGAGGGCUUUUUUUUAACCGCGACCGUUCGCCUUUGCGCAGCAGCUAAUAGCUUCUCCUUUCUCCUCCUUCCCCAUCAGAUCUGCACAGAGAAAUACAACCGCCGACCUGCCUCCUUCCUAGGCGCAGGGAGCCCAGCCUCAGCCUGCAGGGCGGCCCCGCCUGGCACCGCUGCCCAGCCAGGUGGCAAAGGGAGGAGCGGGUGAGGCUUAAGCCCGAGGCCAGUGGCACCGCAGUGCGGUAGGAGGUGUUUCUGUGCCAUUUGUUUCACGCUCCGCUCCGUGCUGGGCCUUUCCUCGCUGAAGGACAGCCCGGAGGCCGGUGCCGCUCAUGGUGCCGAACGCGGUGGCAGCAGCGGCGCAGGGACCAGCACCCCUUGGCUCCUGGGGAUGCCAAGGCAGGCAGCUGCCUUCCAGGAGUUCACACCGCUGCUCCCACCGCAGCGCUCGCCUUCUUUCCUUUUUGCCUUUUUUUUUUUUUUUCCUCUGCGGCUCAGUCGCUUCAUGACCUCCAGCAUAGGAAGUACGAGCACCAGAUUUCUGGUUCCACGCUCGUACGCGGAGCCUGGGUACCCACAGGUGGCAAUUCUGCUCUUUGAGGAAAGAGCAGGGCACUUGCAGAUGUUUUUCUGAACUAUUUAUGCUGUGUUGUCAGCACCGAACCCUGUCCCCUGUACAGUACCAUGCUGGUUUAGCAGAAUCUUGUUAUCCUGGUGGUUUCUAGCACCUCCCCUGCCAGCCGAAGGUUGGCAUGAAAUAGCUUCUAGAAGGGAUAAACAGGAAAGUGGUGUAAAACCUUCCAGGAGGAAGCUUCCACUCCGUGUCUUUUCUUUUGAGCAGAAGCUUUGAAGCUGUUAAAUCUCAAGCCCAGUUUGUUACAGCCCAAAGUUAAUGUUUUAUAAAGACACUUGUGAAUUUUCUUUCUUUAAGCUUACGCUGUGAAAGACGUCUCCGUGGGACUUGGCCACUCCCGUAGAAACCAAACAGAAAUGUUUGCUGGGGCUCACGGUGGAGACAACGGGGAAUUGCUGCUGUAUUUGAUUAAACCACAUACUGAUUAUAUACGCUGCUUCUUAUGUGCUACGGGUAUGAACUAGAUUUUUUUUUUUUUGUCUGCAGGAAAAAUAAAAAAGUAAAGCAGAAAAAAAAAGAGAGAGAGAAAGAGAGCCCUGGUCCCUCUGCCCCUUGUGCUGUUUGUAUGCAGGGCGAGUGCGUGAGGCAGGUUGGCCCGUGGGGGGGGUACAGAAAUACCCAGCGGGUGCUUGAUGUGGUUGGGGUUGGACACAUCCUAAAGGGAAUUUGGGGAGGGGGCUCAGGGUGCGUGGGCACAGUGCGUGGGGUAGGACCCGGCUGCCCUUCUCCCCUAAGAGCACCGAGGAGGUCGGGAGGAACAGAGGCGAUGCAGAAUGUCAGAGGCAGGGAAGUGCUGAAAGAAUUGCUCACAAAGUCAGUGGGAGAGGAGUCUGACGUCCUGCCCAGGUGGAACAAAUGCUGAGGUCAGGUCCGUCCCUCGCCCUGCCCGUACGGGGCUGCUCCUCCGGGGUGGGAGAAGGGCUCGGGGUGUUUGGGGCUGCUCCCAGCGAUGCCCUCUGAAGCCUUGACACCAACAGCGUGUGCAAUAAAUGCCCAGUUUGGGUUCUUAGCAUAGAACUAAAUAAAGAUUUUUAAAGGGGAUCAUAACAUUCAUAGACCUCUUCCAGAAGACGGGAGCCGAGGGGAUUCCCUCCAUUCCCAGCGAUCAUGUAGCUCCUUUACGGGACUGACUGUGUGUUUUCCUCUGCAAGAAGAGAGAACAACAGAACAACUACUGAUUUUUUCCAAACCCCUCUGCACUUGCUCGAAAGACAUGGGCGUCUAAAUUUCUCUGACGACAAACGAACAUCUUUUGUGGGGUUGCCGGAACCACUUCGGUCUCCAUCAGUCUCCACAAGGAGGAAUCCGUUCUGCAGAGCCUCUUCCAAAGCCUCUUACAUCAGCUAGCCCUGGUUAUCGGCGUGGGGAUAUUGGGCCAGUGGGGACCUCAGCACGAGCAGCUGCUGCCACCGCCGAGGAGUUACGUUCAGGCACAACUAACCCAGCCUCUGGUGGAAGGCAGAGUAGGUUCAACCCUUGGAAACUUCCUCUUUAGGUUGAGCGUGGGUUUCUUCCGACACUUCAAUUGCUGUGUUUGGGCUUUCCCCCCGUGCUGUGCUCACGUUGCCAAAAUUGAUUUGGGUCCAAGGUAGGCAAUGCGCUAUGGGAGGUGUAGAAAAUUAGAACACGGGAAGCUGUAGCGAAUAAACCAACACCAGGCUGGGAACGGGACAGCACUGAACUUAAAUUCACCCAUAAUCUUAAAAUGCCAUGCCGUGUCCCCAAAUUUCCCCCCAGCUGAAGGGAGGGGGAUUGGGGACAAUGCAAGGGCAGGAGGUGGUUCCUGCCCGGUGCCUCUGCUCCGCUCCAGCCUGGCCAAUGCCACAAAACCGGGUUUAAUUCUUUGCUUUCGGCCCCAGAUUUACCAUCCAGUCCCACACAGCGCGCGGGCUCUGGGUGCAUGCGGAGACCUGGCCGGGCUCUUGGGCUGCUGGUGGGGUCGUGGCGCAGCCGCGGCGCUUCUGACACUCUUCCAGUGCUCAACAAGGCCAAAUUGUAAUAAAAUUACCGGAGUAUUCUAUCUAAUUAGUUUAAGCUAAUUUCGAGGCAAUUGGGUACAAGCCGUAGAUUCAGCCAGGAGGGCUGCUGUCCUGGGAGACGUAUUAAAAUUGAAGAGGUGAAAUUGCACCGGGGUUUCAUUGCUCCCCCCCCCCCCGUUAAACCCUCUCCCUCGCUGCCCUGGUGCUCAAACCAUGCGUUCCUGGGAAGCUCUGGGGGAGGCGGGGGAGCCCAGGCAGGUUUUUAAUAAAGGACGCAAAAA